AUGCCUCAUAAUCAGAAGAGCCAGCUCUCUGAGCUUGAGGGACGCCCUCAGGCCCAAACAGAGUCAGCAGGCCUGGUGGACAGGCAGGUCCCCCAGAUUGAAAGAGGUGCAGUUCUCACCACCUCUUCUGCUACUGUGGUCUCCACCACUGUGGGGGUGCCAGCAGCCUUGGUAGGUGAGCAGGUCCCCCAGGCUAAGAGGGAGGAGCAUUCCAUAGCCACUGGCUCCUCUUCUACUCCUGUGGUUCUAGAGAACACAGGCCUGGUAAGUGAGUUGAUCCCCAAUGCUAGAGAGGACUGUAGUGUUAACUCUACUACCAUGGACAUGACAAUGGAGUCCUCUGCCACUGGAAAUCAACAUUGUACCCCAAGUUGUCAGAUAGAAGCUUCUGCCAGUUGCAUGGAAUCCAGUUCACAGAGCCGAUUGAAUUAUUCAGCUGGAAACCAGCAAGGGGAAAAUCUGUGCCCCCAAAUCACUGCAAUAGAUCUUAUGUCUUUGCAGCAAGAUGCAGUAUCAUUGAUGCCCUGCUUGCUCCAUAAAUAUUGGAUGAAGGAGCAGGUCACCAUGGAAGAACUAUUGAGUUACAUAAACCCCCAUCACCAUCAUUAUUACUCUGUCAUCUUUGGCAGAGCACGUGCCUAUAUGCUCCUAAUCUUUGGUGUUUAUAUACAAGAAGUAGACCCCAUCACCCACACCUAUGUGCUUAACAUUGCAGCUGGGCUCACCUAUGAUGGGAUUAUGGCUGAAGUUCAAGGCAUGCCAAAGGCAGGCCUCCUGAUAGUCAUUCUGUCCAUCAUUUUUACUGAGGGCAACCGUGCCAAGGAGGAGGUGAUCUGGCAGGCACUGAGUAUGAUGGGGGUAUAUGCUUGGAAGGAGCACUGCCUCUUUGGAGAUCCCUGGAAGCUAAUCAUGGAAGACUUUAUUCGAGAGGGGUACCUGGAAUACCGGCAGGUGCCAGGCAGUGAUCCUGCUUGCUAUGAGUUCCUGUGGGGCCCAAGGGCUCGUGCUGAAACUUCUAAAAUGAAAAUCCUGGUACACUGUGCCCAUUUUGGUGGAAUUGAUCCUAUGUCCUUCUCGGCCCUGUAUGAAGAGGCUUUAAGAGAUGAGCAUAGGGGUGCCCAUGUGUGA
Molecule: messenger RNA, 1128 nt
Organism: Perognathus longimembris pacificus (Pacific pocket mouse)
Lineage: Eukaryota; Metazoa; Chordata; Mammalia; Rodentia; Heteromyidae
Product: melanoma-associated antigen 9-like
Exons: 1
Coding region: 1-1128 (375 amino acids)
Biological process (GO): negative regulation of transcription by RNA polymerase II
Cellular component (GO): nucleus
Source: RefSeq, a predicted model, not a curated record